Messenger RNA from Morus notabilis, 3197 nucleotides. Its product is annotated as protein MLN51 homolog. Lineage: Eukaryota; Viridiplantae; Streptophyta; Magnoliopsida; Rosales; Moraceae. Bases 463 to 2478 code for a protein of 671 amino acids. Gene Ontology annotation, cellular component: exon-exon junction complex. Gene Ontology annotation, biological process: mRNA processing. Gene Ontology annotation, molecular function: mRNA binding. The transcript is spliced from 11 exons. The record is from RefSeq and is a predicted model, not a curated record.
UGCAAUUCCAUGUCUUUCUAUUUCAAGUGAUGACGACGCACCCAAAAGCCCCAAAUAUCUCUCCCUCUCAAAAUCUAGGGUUUCACGAGGAGUAUCCCUAGAUCCCUGUCCAGAACAAAAGGUCCCAAAUUUCAUGAAAUUUGGGUCUUUAGGGUUUCGAUUUUCGGGGAAUUCUCUCCUCUCGGCGUUUGAUUCCCGCUAAUAUUUUUUCUGCCUUUUACGGGCUUUUCUUGCUUGGGUUCUCGGUACCGAUUUCUAACUGGUUGAAUCAGAGUUCGGGUUUGCGAUAAGGCUUUGAGUUUUCUUAGAGAUUUGGACUGAUUGAGUUCUGAGUAAUUAGGUUUCCAUUUGGCGAAAGCUUUUUCUUCUUGUUUUUCCUUUUAAUUGGGCGAAAUUUGUUUACUUUUUUGCUCUUCGAAUUGGGACAUUGGAGAUUUAGGGUUUUUGUGUCGUUUGGAGGAGAUGGCGAUGGUCGGUGCGGAAGAUGUGGAUUACGAGAGUGAUCCAGAGGAGGCGAAGCGAUCGCUGGCGAUGCGGAGGCGGGAAGCGAGCGACGAUGAGGAAGAAGGAGGGGUGGGUGAGAAGCGGAGGGUGGAUCGAAGGGGCGGGAUUCAUUCGGAUGAUGAAUCGGACGGUCAGGGCGGGGCGGCGGAGUACGACGAGGACGAAGAAGAAUUGGUCUUGGACGACGAAGAAGAAGAGGAGGAAGAGAUUGAUGAUGAAGAAGGGGAGGAAGAAGAGGAGGUCUAUGAGGAGAGUGGUCGUGGACGGGAGGGUGGUGGUGAGAAUUUGGCGGUUGCGGUUCCGAAGGAGGUGUCGUGUAAUGGCAGGGCGCCUGUGGAUGGUUCGGUGGAGGCGCAUGGUGAGAGUCAGGCCGAGGGGGAAGAGGAGAAGAAGGAGCAUGAGCCCUUUGCAGUGCCCACUGCUGGAGCUUUUUACAUGCAUGAUGACAGGUUCAGGGACAAUGCUGGUGGUCGCCACAGGCGGACACACGGUGGAAGGAGGCUGUGGGAGUCCAAAGAUGACAGGAAGUGGGGACAUGACAAAUUUGAAGAGAUAACUUUGCAGGAAAGGCAUUAUCAGGAGGGAAGGAGAUCUUCUAAGGGCCAUUAUCGAGGUCGUGGUAGAGGCCGUGGUGUUGACCGUGGAUAUGGUAGAGGCAACAGGUCUAAAACAUAUAACAACAGUACUAAUCAGAGCCAGGUAUCCAAGGGCGUGAGGGGGAAAGGGGUCAGGAAGUACGAACCCAUGACAAAGAACAGCGCCUUGGCACCUUCAACACUAAACAAACAAUCCAGGAAGCCCACCGAGAAACCGUCUAAUACUAACUCAGCAAGAGCUUUCGCACCCGCAUCUAAUGCAGAGUUUGACCAGGUUCCUGCUAGGAAAAAUGUGUUUGCAUCAAGCUUAAAUUCGGCAUCUCCACCUUUUUACCCAUCAGGCUCUUCCAAUAAGGAUAUCUCCCUUACACAUAAAAGGGAUGCUCAAGCAGGAAGUACUAACAGAAAUCUUCGCCCAUCUGCUGUGGACAAUACAUUACUGCGAGGAAAGAAUAUAGCUGAAUCUGUUCGCAUGGACAAGCUAAACAUCAAUGAUUCCAUCAGUUCAUCUGCUGGGAAAACCUCGAGUAACAUACAAAUGCCACCGUCUGGAACAUUGUUGGUAAAUACAGCUCAGCCUUCUCAGUCUAGGACUCAUGGGAGGGCUGUUAUUCCAGGACAGAUGACUUACCAAGCAGCUCCACUUCAUAAUCACGCCAUAAGAGGUUCUUUAUCCGCACAGCCACAUGCUGUUCAGCGAAGUCCAGUUCAAGGCCGAGGGCAAACUGUUGUGCAGACUCCUGCUCAGCAGUUGGGACAGCGCCCUGGUAGUGGAUCUCAAGCUUCUUCUCCGCCAAAUACAGCUCUGUCAAUAAGUUCAUUGGAACCUGGAGAAGGGGAUUCGUCUUCAGAGGCAAAUAAAUCUAAAACAGCGUUGAUUGCAAAGGGGAAAGGUGUUGCUCAGGGUAGUGGAAGGGGCUCUGUUUUGUAUGGUGGAGCUCAGGUUAUUGCAACCACUGGUAGUAUGGGUGUUAGUCAUGGAGAUCAGAAUUUCCCUGGUAGUCCAGCAUUUCUUCCAUUCAUGCAAUUUGGAGGUCAGCAUCCUGGUGGUAUGGGGGUUCCUGCUGUUGGGAUGGCAUUUCCUGGAUAUGUUGCUCAGCCACAAGGUCUUGGUCUGGGAAAUUCUGAGAUGACAUGGCUCCCAGUGCUAGCGGGUGCUGCAGGAGCAUAUUGUUCACCCUAUAUUGCUGUUGACGGUGCUUACCAUGCUCGCCCAUCAGGACAGUCGUCUUCUGGGGGUGCCUCAAGCAAAGAAAGUAAUUCAAACAAACCCAGUAAUGAAUGGAAGUCUUCACAAAAGCCUGAAAUUGUGAGCGAUGAAUUUGGGCAGCGGCAAAAUAAGCCUCGUAGAUACUCGGAGAUGAACUUCGGUCAAUGAAGUACUUACAUAGGAUGGAGCUUGUUUGAAUAAGCAUUUAAUGGUUUUAUUUUGCCCGAAUAAAACUUUGUGUUACUUUGGGGCUUUGGAAAAUUCUGGGUUGUGGUAAACUGGUAUCUCAGGCCUUCCUCUAGGUCCUUUGUGUUAUCCGGAUUCGUACUGGAGCACUUUGGGCCGCAAUGUAGUCCAACAUACAUUAGUUUUAUGUGGCAAACGCCUGCUCAAUUAAAGAUCUCACUAUUGCGGCUUGACAGGUGGCAGUUCCUCAUUUAAAUGUGCGGUUUUUUUUGUGGCUUGGUUUUUUAAGUGAAGCUUGUGAAAAAUGUAGGCGGGCUUCCCUUUGAUCUAUACCCAAAAAAAAAAAAAAAAAGACCAAUAGGUGCAAAAUUAUUGUGCAGAGCUGUUAUCUUGGUGAAGUUUUUAUUUUUUUUUAUUUUUUUUCAUUUCCUUCUAUAAGUGGUGCAAUUGGUUUCUCUAUUCAUUUUCUGCUGCCUUUGUGGUUUAGUUAGUUUUCCUUGUUUUGAGGGUACUUUUUCUGCAUUGAGACUUUUCAUGAUAAUAUUGUUGGUGACUAUUUUGUUGGGAUUGUUUUGGAUGGGAUAGAAUUUUACGUGAUCAGGAAAACCCUUGGCACAGUAAUUUGUAUUGCUGUAAUGAGUGAGUUGGUGUUUAAUGCAAACUCAUGUGACAAACUGCUGUUUUUUCUUUGCAAUGCAAAA